Molecule: messenger RNA, 3069 nt
Organism: Theileria annulata
Lineage: Eukaryota; Apicomplexa; Aconoidasida; Piroplasmida; Theileriidae
Exons: 1
Coding region: 1-3069 (1022 amino acids)
Source: RefSeq, a predicted model, not a curated record
AUGGCCUCCAGCUCUGGUGCUUGUUCCUCUGGUGGUAAUGCUCGAGGUGGAGGUGGAGGAUCAGGGUCAGAAUGUUCGCCCGUUGGAGGAAAUGGUGAUACUGGUAACUCACCUAAUCAGUCUACACCAUUUAACUUGAGUAAUUUUGGGAUACUUGCGGUGUUUUGUGUUAUACUGUCACUAUCAUCUAGUACAUAUCAUAAUUGGCCUGCCAUAGAAAGGAGCCUGGUAAAUGAUAAAGUAUUUCAGCAUUUAUGUACUGAGAAUGAAAUACGAGAAUCUAUUCCUGAGAUGUAUGUCUGUGAUAAGCAAAGGGAUGCCAUAGGUAACCUAUCACUCAAUAUAUUUCUGUUCGAAUUUAUCGCAUACUCUAUCGGUGGUCCCUUGGUUGACAUUGUUGGUGUAUACUUCGUUAUGAUUGCCGGCUUUGCUUUUGGAUUUUACGGAUUCAUAUUAUUGUACUUUUAUCAUGAUAUCAGUUUUAUUGUCAAGUUUAGUUUUUGUUGCUGGGGGAUGUUUGGUGGACUGAUCAUUAUCACAUCCAUUCACUUUGCAAGAAUGUUUCCCGAUGCCGAGAGUUUGGCGGAUGGAAUGAUGAUAUUUUUUGAGAACUUCGCAUCCGUAAUACCUUUGCUGAUAUAUAAACUUAUUAAGAGUUUUGGGAUUACCUAUUAUGAGGGUUAUGGAGGCUAUAUAAUUUGGGGAAUAGUACCAUCAUUUAUAUUGGCAUUAUCAUUUAUGCCCAUAAAAAUAAUUUCAAAAAAAAACAAAGAUAUUAACAACCAGUGUAAAAUUUUUGAUUUUCCUAAUGAUUUUAAAUGUUUAAUAGAAACGUUCAGCUGCUGGAAGUUGUGGGCAAAUCUGGUCGUAUUUUCAAUUCCAGUGACAUCUGCCAUGUUUUAUAGGAAGACAUUCUCCACAUACUUCCUCAACAAUCCUACCCUUCAGGGCGUAUUCCCAUUAAUAUUGUUGUUUGUAUUUCUUCCAAUACCAUUCAUAUCUGCUCUUGAUCAGUUUAUAAGCGUACACUUAACAUCUGCUUUCCUAUACAUUCUUUAUAUAUUAGCAUUUUUAUGUUUUUUCUACAGAACCGAAACACAUGGUCUCAUUUCAAUGGUUUUGUUCUGUAUUGCACACUCUGCUGAACAUCAGAUCAUGCAUUACAUAAGCAAAACCCAUAAGCAGUAUGAGUCAACACUAAUGGGCAUAUCAUAUUGCGUUGUUUUUGUGGUUGGGUUUAUUUCCCAGUUUGUUUUUGAUUGUAUCUACAAGAUUUCACCAAAACUCGCACUGUACACUAUUAUCUCACUUCUUUUUGUCGCAACAAUCUCUUCAGUGGGAUUUGAAAUUGCUAACGGUCGUGGUAGUGGUGAUUCUCAAGAACAAUCUUCUCGUCUCAAUCUUAAUAGGCUUAGAAUUGUUUAUGUUAUCCUUUGGUUUAUUCCAUUUAUAUUUCUAUCUAUAGUACUUUCCUUUAAGUCUUUUAUGAAGAAUAAAAACAAUGAAACUAAAUCCAAAUAUUGUAUAUGUGACAUGGCGCUUUACGGUUGUCAAAAAUUAUUUACAACAGCAAUGGUCUUUUAUUCAUUUUCAUUUUAUUACGUUUGCACCGUGUUUACUGUUAUAGCAACAAUUUUUAAUGUUUGUAAAUCAGUCUCAUUCGAGUAUGAUAGGUACAGAUUCAUAUGGCUUUUGAUAUAUCUCGGAUGCUUUUUCAUCGUUUCACAUUUUAUCAUUGGGUAUCAUUUUAACUAUUACAAUCAAAAACACGAACCCAUUUUAAAGUUACUUAUAGUUUUAUUCAUUUGUAAAAUAUUAUUAUUCAUGUGCUCCAAGAUGAAACAUGGCAAAACUGCCAUCUUCCUUUUCUCAGGGUUUCUGGUUAUUUACGGAUACACCUUCUUCUUGUUCAUCCAUAUGCUCACCUACUAUAAUUUUCAGAUCACAUAUGUUGAAAGGUCUUACCUCGUUAGUUUGAUACACUGGGGAGGAAUGUUCACAUUAUUUUUGUUACUUAGGUUCUUCUAUGUUAAAAUUUCAAAUUAUCGUUUUGGAUAUUUCAUGUUAUGGGCGUUCAAUACUGGUUAUUUUAUAUUCUUUGCGAUUCAAUUAAUUUAUUAUUUUUCCUAUGAAAUGGACCUAUUUUUUCGAUUUAGUACAUGCAAUCUGCCUGUUCCUGAAUUUUCAGAAUCAUGUAUUAAAAUGACUGAACCCAGGGAAUUUUGUGCUAGACUUUUUAGUGCGGCACUUGUAAUAUCUAAUCUUGCAAUUUUGAUUAGUUUUGAGUUUUGUUGGACUUUGAUCGUGGUAUUGAUUUGGUGUUUUUUUAAUGAUAUCUUAAAUGGUAUCUGUUCACGUUAUAUUAGAAAAAAAUAUAAACAAAAAUACGAAACAGAAUUUCAUCCCGAUAUGAUCAAUUAUUUUAUCUUACCAAUAUCAUCCGUCUCAUUGGCUCUGUUUAUGGCUCUAUUUAUAUGUCGUAUUAUAAUGUCUGAUAAUAGAUUUAAUAAUAACUCGUUCGUUUAUGUAUUGAUAAUCUGUAGCUUUGUUGUUUUGUCUUACUACUCAAAUGUCUCAUGGUUUCAUACACAGUAUGAGUUACAGACUUGUUGCUGCAAAAAAGAUGAUAGUUGUAAAUGUAGCACUAAUGGCACCUGUUGUUGUUACUUUACCAAGAAGUGUAUUUGCUGUAUUUGUUGUAAAUGUUGCUCUUGUAACCAACAAAAAUCCCAAUGCCAAUGUUCUAGUUCUAAUCAAACUUCCAAUCAUUGUUGUUGUAAAACUGCUAGUUCUUGCCCUUGUUGUAAAAGUACUCUUGGUUGUUGUUCCACUAAUAUAACCCAUUGUAAAUGCUGUAGUGAGUGUGAAAAAUGUGUCUGUAUAUGCUUAAAAAGAAUUAAAAAUGAAGAUAAAGAUACUGAUAUCAUUUUUUGUUUUUUUGAGUGUACUUUUAAAGAUGUAGUAAACAAUUUCAUUUCAUUUUUUAUUGGAAACAUUAUUGGAUGGCUGUUGUUCAUAGCUUACUUUGCCUUGUCAAAAGAACAAAACGUAUUCUUAUCAUUUAGAUAA